Paramecium sonneborni is the source of this 227-nucleotide messenger RNA. The record is from the annotation of a GenBank genome assembly. Lineage: Eukaryota; Ciliophora; Oligohymenophorea; Peniculida; Parameciidae.
AUGGUAGGACAAAAAGGCAGACUUAAAACACUUGGAUAAUACUUAUAAAUGAGAAGAGCUCCGCAUUGUUAAUAUGUUGAGACAGCUGGCUUCCUCCAAACAAGAGUAAAUAUUGGAGAGUAGUUUAGUUUCUAACCUAUAAGGAAUGGUCAUGCCAAUGGAUUAAAAGAUUUAUGAAGAAGGAGAUAAAAUAUAAAGCCGAUGAGAUCAACAGAACUGGAUUUUGA